AGCAUCCGCACCGCGGGAGAAACUGCUCGCAUGAUGUCGUACAUUAUUCCUCCACCACCACCCACUCUUGGAUAACUUGAUCGCCAGACGCAGCGACAGUAACAUCUUGCGCAUACCAAUUGUAGAUUGGAACGAGGCCGCUGCCUCACGAAAGCCAGCUGCAUGGCGACCUAUUCACAAUACCUUCCCGAUGCGCGCCGAAUACGAUCUUUCUUCUUGCGAAUGCCUCUGGCGACGAGAGGCUUUUUGCUGGUCAUCAUAAUAUUCUACCUUGUACACUUGCGCAUGCAAGGUGCUUUGGACUUUUGGGGCGCUCUCAUACCGAAGGAGAUCAACAUCAAGUCAUUAUAUCGCCUCAACACCUUCCCUCUCAUCCACAAAUCCUUCUUCCACCUCCUCCUGAACCUCAUCACGCUUCUCCCACUCCUCGAACGCUUCGAAGCCGAACACGGCACCAUCACGACCUUCAUCCUCUUCACCGGUCCCUUCGGCCUGAUUCCAGGUCUCAUCUACACCUUUCUCGAACGCUUCAUCUUCAACCUCAACACGGGAAUCGUCGGAUCCUCCAUCUGGGUCUUCCUCCUCCUCGCCAACGAAUCAAUAAAACUCUACAAAUCCAACCCCGAAUUCGUCAUUUCAGGUUUCGGUAUCCCAACCUGGGUAACACCACUUUUCGCGUUACUGUUGGUAUGGUUUUUGGUUCCGGGGACAAGUCUACUGGGACAUUUGUGUGGUGCAGCAGUAGGAUAUCUAUGGGGAUUGGGCUGGAUACGGUUUUUGGCACCGCCUGAUAAGAUUUUGAGAUGGGUGGAGGGGAAGUUGAAUUUGCUGGGGAGGUUGCCGCAUUAUGUGAGUGUGGAUCAGAAGACGUAUGGGAGGUAUGGAGUUUUGCCGAGUACGGCGGGGAGUAAUGGAGGGCCGGUGGGGAGUACGCAGAGGUUAGGGCCGUAGAGGAGGUGUGUAAUGAAUGUGUUGCUGCGUGAGACCGUAUCAUACUGGUACGAGAGGGCGGAGACUGGGGCAGUUCAGGUGACGCCCAUCCACAUUGCGAGAUGUCCCAAUUGCACAGGCCGCUACACACAUGGACAGCGUGGAAUCGAACGACGUGGGCACCGAGCUUCUAUCGCGACUCUGGAAGUUUGCAGGCGACGGGUACAUAAUUCACAAGGAGGCGUUCAUUUGAUUGCCAACACGCCAGCCCUCACAGCUGUUUGACCGCGAUGCUGGCAGGGUGUCUCAAGUUGCGGUGAAGCACAAAAGAAGGGCGGAAGAAAGGCGCCAGAAGAGCGGCGCGAGAGGAGGACAAGCGCUGGCACGCAGGAUCGACAAGCCACGCACGUUGUAACGAAGAGUCGAAGAUGGUUCAUGUACGAGCGUUUGCUCGCCAGCAAACCAGUAAUAGAGAAUCACUAUAAUGAACAGUAUUACAAGCACCGCAUGCUCAGUUGCAAGCA
Molecule: messenger RNA, 1454 nt
Organism: Cercospora beticola
Lineage: Eukaryota; Fungi; Ascomycota; Dothideomycetes; Mycosphaerellales; Mycosphaerellaceae
Gene: RBD2
Product: putative rhomboid protease RBD2
Cellular component (GO): membrane
Molecular function (GO): serine-type endopeptidase activity
Source: RefSeq, a predicted model, not a curated record